UGUUCAACAAAACGAUCUCCAACGAUUAUCAAAGUAAAUUGCAAAACUAACAAACAUUCAACAUCCAAAAAUAAUGGUAUUAAACAUGAGAAAAAUAUUUUACAUCUUGGAUCAUCAUCAUCAUUGUCAUCUGCAUCACCUUCCUCAUCCUCAUCAUCAUCAUCAUCAUUAUCAUCAAGAUCUUCAUCAUCAUCACCAUUAUCAAAGAAUACUAUCGAAACGAACAAUACGACGACAACAACGAACACAACCGCUACAACAACAAAUAAUCAUCAUCAUUAUCAAUCAUCGAUUAAUUCGGAUCAUUACUAUAAUAGUAUAUCGAAUUAUUAUCAUCGUCUUUUGUUCGAUACAUUCGCAAAUCGUAUGACAACAAAAUCAACAACAGAAUUUCCUUCAACAUCAUCAUCAUCAACAAUGAUUCUACCACAAUCACAAUCCUCAUUGAAUACAAAUUUAGAUCAUUUUCUAUUUAAUUUAUAUCAAAAUCGUCAUCUUUCUGGUGGUCAUGGUCAUCCAUUAUUUUAUCAUCAUCAUCCAUUUUCAAUGGCCAAUCAUUCAUCGACAUCAACAUCAACAACGACAUCCACUCCAGCUCAAAGAUCAACAAUUUUACAUAAUAAUUUUCUUUAUCCACCUCCAUUACCACAACUACAAUCAUCAACAUCAUUACCACCAUUAUUAUCAUCUGCAAAUAAUUAUUUUCAAAAUCUAUAUCAUCCACAUUCAUAUACGGCAGCUGCAUUUACGUUACCACCGCCACCACCAUCAUCAUCAACAUUGUUACCAUUAUCGUCAACAUUACCGGCAAGAACAACAACAACAUCGACAAUUAAUACAUCAAAAUCAUCAAUACUACCGGUUAUAACAUCACAACAACAACAACAACAAUCAACAUCAUCA
Messenger RNA from Dermatophagoides pteronyssinus (European house dust mite), 903 nucleotides. Its product is annotated as putative protein TPRXL. The record is from RefSeq and is a predicted model, not a curated record. Lineage: Eukaryota; Metazoa; Arthropoda; Arachnida; Sarcoptiformes; Pyroglyphidae.